UACUUGCGUACAAUUGUUUGUACAGAUGAACGUAGUACCUUCAGGCGUUUGGAAAUUGCUGCCAAGGAACCAGACUAUUGGAGGUCUGUAAUUUAUUUUCUGAGGUCUUGGCUGAUUUCUUUUGAGUUUCCCAUGAUGUCAAGCAAAGAUGCAGUGAGUUUGAAGCUCCAGCUACUCGACUGUGGCCCUAGAGUUUGAGAAGGUGCAUCAGAUCGCUCCCGUGUUCAACUCGCCCAGGAUGUCGCGGCGGAGCCUGCGUCUGCAGACCACUGGUGGUCUCUAUGGCAACGACAGCCUGGCUGACUUCUCCUCCCAGAACCACAGCAGCGGAGGGUCCAGUCAGAGAGAGUCAUGGUCAGACUACACAGGGUACAGUCAGAGAGUCACGGAUGGUGAGGAGCAGAAAGCAGCAGCAGCAGUCUGCCUCCAGCUCCCGGUCCCUGAACCAGUCCCUGUCCCUGAACCAGACUCCACGCAAGACCCUCUCCUUCUCCACUACCAACACUCCCUCUACGGGCUGCACCACUGCCAGCGAUGCCUCCCUGCUCUCCUCCAUCCUGGACCAGUCCAGCCUCCGCCAGCGAUCCACCACCACUACUACCACAGACGGCUACUGGGGGAGGAGUUCAAGGACGGACCACAGCUCAACGGGUGCGAACGGCGGCGUCAACACUGGGCCGCACAGCCACGGCAUGGUCGCCAACGGUUACAUCUCUAAAGACUGUUCCAUACACUCUGAGAGGAAAGAAGCUCUCACCACAUACUCCUCCUCUUCCUCGUCUCAGGCUGCCUCUGCUGCAGCAGCUGCUGCCGCCUUCUCCUCUUCCUCGUCUCAGGCUGCCUCUGCUGCUGCAGCAGCUGCCGCCAUCUCCUCAUCAUCAUCAGCUUCAUCCUCCAGUUUAUACUGCAUGGUCAAGAGUCAGAGGAGCAAGACAGGUCUCCUGGUGUCAGUCUCUAACACGUGUGUCCACUACAGCAGACGAGCCCUGGCCCCCAUAGUGUCCCUGGUGACACUGCUCUUCCAGAACAUUCUGUGGCUGGGCACUAGGGCCAGGAGCCACUCAGGCAAAGAUAUACGAGAUGCUUACUACUGGGGUCUAUUCAGAGGGGCGCAACUUUACAAAAUGUUCAUGUAGAAAUGCAUUAUGUAGAACAGAUAUGGUGCAGAAUUGGGCAUCAUAUCAGCUCUAUUCAUUGUAUUUCUAUCUGCAAAUUUUACCUCACUGAAUUCCCCCGUUAUACUACUUCCCUUCCCACCCAUCUCUCUCUCCUUCUUUUUUUUACUGUCUUUCAUGGUUUGAUUUAUUCAAAGCUGUUAAACUUUCAUUCAAACCCAACCCCUUUGCUUUGUGUAACCAGCCAUCAUAUUGGUUUCGUCCGCUCGGGACUUUUUCUUUUAUGACAUGAUUAGUAAUCGAUGUAUGAUCCAUCCUGUGUAUAUUUCUGUGUGAUUAUUUAGGUAUUUAGUAAAUAAAUAAUUAAGCCAAUUUUUGUAUUGCUGAUUCGACUUGUUAGCUAGGGUUUGUGCAGAUAACCAAUAAUUGUAUGACGUUCAGAAGAGACUGAAUAAGGUGAUGAUUAAUAAUUGACUGCUAUUGAUAUAAAAGAUCUUCAGAUCUUGAAGAGUUUAUUCGGAAGACAGCAGCUCUAGAAACACUCCUCCGUGGUGCCCCAGGUUCUUAACGAGUUAAUUGUUGCAUGGUUUAAUUCAAUCACUUAAUCAAUCAAACGUUAGGUAAUCGAUUUGAUAAAAUAGCCUGUCAUAUAAUUGAAUCUGUCAGAGACACGACAGCCAUCAUUGUAAAUAAGAAUUUGUUCUUAAUUGACUUUCCUAGUAAGUGUAUUUAACUAUAUGUCACAAGUAAAAGCCUUGGGUAGCGAGUUGAUACAAUUCCAAAUCUGGAAUUUUAAACCACCCUCUGACUUAGGAAGAUAUAAAACUUUCCUUUUUAUUCUAUUAAUUUUAUUUGAAUGCUUUUACAUUUCAUACAUUAUUUGGAACAUUUAUUUGACUUUUGAUUUGUUAAGUGAUAUACAUUUUUUUCUUCUGAGUUGCGUAGAUGUUUAUUGCAUUUAAUAUUACAUAAUGUUUCAUUCAUUCAUUUGUUUGUGUUUUGUUUGUUUGCUUUUCCUCCUUGUCUGCCAUCCAUCCGUCAUGUGGUCUGCCUCAGGUGACGACUGUAAAGGGAAGCAGCACCUGGAGACCAACACACUGGUCCACAGUCACACACAGAUCUCCAGAACUCACCGUCUACAGGGGGGUCUGUGGACCCUUAUAGCUUACACAGGUUAACCCCCUUCCUCCUCUCCCUGACUUCCUUACUGAUCUAAUACACAUACAGGUUAACCCCCUUCCUCCUCCUCCUGGCAUCCUUACUGAUCUAAUACACAUACAGGUUAACCCCCUUCCUCCUCCUCCUGGCUUCCUUACUGAUCUAAUACACAUACAGGUUAACCCCCAUCAUCCUCUCCCUGGCUUCCUUACUGAUCUAAUACACAUACAGGUUAACCCCCAUCAUCCUCUCCAUGGCUUCCUUACUGAUCUAAUACACAUACAGGUUAACCCCCUUCCUCCUCCUCCUGGCUUCCUUACUGAUCUAAUACAUACACAAGUUCCCAGUUUGGGAAUACCUGGUUUAAAUCAUGUCCCGAUGGACAGGCUUGUUCUCUGAAUUCAACCAUUAUUUGGUUUGGUUGGCUUUGUUUCAAAUUGUUCUAUGCUAUGGCACAUUUUAGUAUCAACUUGUGGUGAUAGAUAUUGUAUCUUGUGGAUGUAGGCCUACAUGUUUUUAUAUAAAAAAAAAUAUAUAUUUUUAGGGGCCAGUGUGUUCCUCUUUUUCUAACAGUGUUACUAUCUAAUAUAUUGUAGGAAUAGGCAUGAAUGACACCUGUGGUCUCAGUGUGUGAGUGUAGGCCCAUGUGUUGCUGGGGCGGUGGGCCUCACCAUGCCCAGGUACAAUCUAUCUGUUUGGUGACACAGUCAACACUGCCUCCAGGAUGGAAUCAAAAACAAGGCAUAAGUCCUCUCAACUGCCACCAGAAAGCCCAAUAUGGCUAAAAGAUGAAGCAAUUCUAGGCUACGUUUUAUCAAUUGCUUUAUCCCACACUCCCAAAAUAGGAUUUUUCCUGCCAUGUUGUUUGCAGCAUACUGAAUCUGAGAAAAGGCCUACUUGUUAUGAAAUGGGUGGAUGUACUUCUUAUGGAAAGAACAGAACAGAAGAAACAUGUACGUCGCUGAACAAGUCUAGACAAAUGAGAAGAUUGAUUGGCACAAAAGUAGGCCUACUUCAUAACAAUAGAACCUUGUGUGAAAGAAGAAUUCAAGACUAAAUGUAAUUUGAUACUACAGUGUAGAAUGUGUUCUCACUAUACCAAUGUCACUGUUCCUUCCCUCUUUCUCCUUCCCUUUCUCUUCUUCCCUCUCUCACACUCAAACCUCUCAUGCCAGUAAAUGUAUUGCUAAUUAUAGUCUUCCUGUAACCCCAACUGUUGUAUUGGUUGAUGUUUUCUUGAAGUCAGAGUGCAUC
Salmo salar (Atlantic salmon) is the source of this 3527-nucleotide messenger RNA. RefSeq lists its product as uncharacterized. The record is from RefSeq and is a predicted model, not a curated record. NCBI's taxonomy places the organism in Eukaryota, Metazoa, Chordata, Actinopteri, Salmoniformes, Salmonidae.